Messenger RNA from Dacryopinax primogenitus, 1605 nucleotides. Its product is annotated as DUF300-domain-containing protein. The transcript has 11 exons. NCBI's taxonomy places the organism in Eukaryota, Fungi, Basidiomycota, Dacrymycetes, Dacrymycetales, Dacrymycetaceae. The record is from RefSeq and is a predicted model, not a curated record. The coding region runs from base 170 to 1552 and encodes 460 amino acids. Gene Ontology annotation, molecular function: transporter activity. Gene Ontology annotation, biological process: transport.
GCCCGGAACACGCUGUGCGAGCGCAUAUUGUGGCAACAUCUACAAGAGUAUAACAAUACGUCGCGACCCUUCACUUUCCAUUCCUGCACUCACACUACAUCACUCGCUUGACUUGAUAUACCCUUGAUCUUUGGACGUCGCCUCGAAGUUCUGGAGAUCUAGAAAGAGGAUGGGAUUGAACACUACUUGCCCGUACACGGAGAAUACAUCUGCAGUUGAUCAGAGCACAUUCUUUGAAACCAAUGGGGUCGAUUGGGAUGCGCAUCGCAUAGGUUGGGUUGUCGCAGGCAGUUUCACCGCGGUCACCACACUAGUCACGAUCAUCUCUGUAUGGUCGCAUUGUCGGAACUACACAUUACCGCGACACCAGCGGCAGAUUAUUAGGAUAUUGUAUAUGCCUAUGGUGUACGCUAUCAUUUCCUUCUUCUCAUACCGUUUCUUCCGGGCAUAUACAUACUACUCCCUGAUUGAAUCGACGUACGAAGCCCUCGUCAUCGCUGCCUUCUUACUCCUCCUAAUUCAAUUCGUCGCGGACAAAACUCCCACACUAGACGCCAAAGAAGCCCUCCAAAAGAAAUCCAAGCAAAAGCUACCUCUACCCUUCUGCUGCAUCCGCUAUCGCCCCACAAAGCCCUACUUCAUGUACACCCUCAAGUACAGCGUCCUCCAGUACUGCUUCGUCCGGCCUGCGCUGACCAUAGCCGGCAUCAUCGCUGAGAAGAAUGGACGGCUGUGCCAAGGCAGCUGGAGCCCCGCGUUUGCGAGCGUGUACAUUGAUGCGAUCGACUUUGUCAGCAUUACCAUCGCGCUCUACGCGCUUAUUAUCUUCUAUAUGCUGACACACGAUGAGCUGAAGGACAAGCGUCCUCUCUGGAAGUUCCUCUCCAUCAAGCUCAUCGUCUUCUUCACGUUCUUCCAAGGCUUCGUGUUUGAUGCCCUCGCGAGCUAUGGAAUUAUCAAAGCUACCGAGUUCUGGACGACAACUAACAUCGCCGAUGGCCUGAACGCGCUCACGACAUGCAUCGAGAUGCUCCUCUUCGCACUGAUGAUGCUAUGGGCUUUUCCAGUCAAGGAGUACAGACAACCAGGGGCAGAGCCUACCGGUAUCGGACGGCCUUUGUUGGACUCGAUCAACUACUACGACUUCCUGUAUGAGACAUGGCUGAGUAUGCGCUUCUUCUGGGAUUACAUCCGCGGCAAGCCCUACGCACGUGCAAAGAGGAUAGAAAACGACAAGAUUUCAGUGCACGGCUACGCAGCGUUCGACGAUGCCUUCGGAAUUGAGAUUCCCGAGCGUAUGCAACGUACAGACGUUGAAAUGCCGAUCUACAGCCAGCCUCCCCCUCCAACACGCCGGCGAUCGGCGGGUCUAGGAGCGAGUCUCGGCACUCCUGAUGCUAGGACGCAGAGAUACGACACGCUUGCUUCGGACGAGGGGGAGAUAUCGCCCUCCCAGCCUGUGCAGGCGCAGGCGCAAGGGUACGCUCCUCCUGUGGGGCCACCGCCAGGGGCGGAAAGAGGGUACAGACAGUACGGAGGAGACGCGCAGUGAAGUGCGGUUUAUCGUGUGGCUUGGGACUUACUAUUCAGCAUACAUAUUCAUAC